Rhagoletis pomonella (apple maggot) is the source of this 1401-nucleotide messenger RNA. RefSeq names its product GATOR complex protein NPRL2-like. NCBI's taxonomy places the organism in Eukaryota, Metazoa, Arthropoda, Insecta, Diptera, Tephritidae. The record is from RefSeq and is a predicted model, not a curated record. Gene Ontology annotation, cellular component: GATOR1 complex; vacuolar membrane. Gene Ontology annotation, biological process: positive regulation of autophagy; cellular response to amino acid starvation; negative regulation of TORC1 signaling. Gene Ontology annotation, molecular function: GTPase activator activity.
AAUCGGUAAAAUGCAAGUUAGUUCACAUGACUAUUAUGAAGGAUGUGGUCGCGAGGGACAAAUUCGUUGUAUAUUCCUCAGUGAGUUCCAUGCGACAGCUGGUUGCAAAAUCACCUGCCAGGUGCCCGCGGACUAUGUUAGCAAAGAAGUAUUUGAUGCGAUUAAUGUGUACAUCAUACCGAAACCCCACCUACAGCGCUGUAUACUGACAGUGAAUGCGAUGGAUGUAAAAAUAGUGGGUUAUCCAGUUGGUAUUGAGAAUCAGCAGAAGUAUGCGCGUAAUGCGUUCCUAUUCAAUUUAUGCUUUGUAUGCGACUCGUGGGCAAGAUCAGUGCAGUAUGAACCAGUGGUAAAAAAAUUAUCAGAGUAUUUGAUAAUGAUGGAAGAAGAGUCGUGCUUCUUGUCGAAAGAUGGCGAUAACAAGAUGAAGUUGCAAAAAAUAUUUGAGACUGUAAUAAAGGAUUUGAAUGAAAAGAAAGUAACUACAAUUGUGGAAGGAGAUACUACAAUUUAUUUAAAAAUAGUAACACAUAAGCCUGACCCACCUGUUGUAAAAGAUCACAUGGUGCCUUUGCUAUUAGUGGACUUUAAAAAUACACCUCUAGAUAAAUGGGAUUUAACUACGCAACAGAUCUUCCCAUACAUUAAUGGGAUCAAUCACAUUGCACGAAUAGCGGCCGAAGCAGAUGUAGAAACUAAUUUGGUAAAAUCCUGCAUUCAAAAUUUGGCUUAUUAUGGUGUUGUACAUCUACUGCCUAUACUCAAGUAUAGCAACGUCUAUAUGUGCACGCAACAUUUGAAGAGUUUAAUUAAAAUUCCCUCAUUGAGUCACGCCUGCCGCAAAUAUGUUGCACUAAAUCCUGAUAAGUCACAUCCAUCAAUACAGAAAAUCUUUCAAUUUUACGCAUCAAUGACGCAUGGCGUUACACUUCGUGCAAUUUGUCAACGCUUGUGUCCACAAAAUUACAACAUCGAUGAAAGAAAACUAGUCAUAUUUGGUUUGCAACAUAAAUUCAUACGCUGCAUUCACAAAUAUCCUGUGUUUACGGGUUCUGUGCCGUCGGGGCGUCAAAAAAUGUAUACAGGACUUUCGAGCUUUGAUGAGAUUUGCUGUAAAACAGGCCUAUCGCCAUUUAAUAUCGAGAAGGACAUCGAUAAGGAUACUAACGUGACGGUAAUAUGGAAAUAAGGUAGCACUUUGCCGUUUUUGGUUAAAACUUAGCACGUUAAAUUAACUACUUACUGGAGAAUACGCAUUAAUUCUACAAUGUGCAUUAAGUUUUGAUUUAGAAUUAAGACUAUAAAUACGUUGCGACAUAUUUUAAAGGUUAAAAAUAUUUUUGAAUAUUUCAAACAAGAAAAUGAAAAUCAAUUAAAUGGUAAGUUUUCUCUUCAUUUUAA